Molecule: messenger RNA, 1622 nt
Organism: Phyllotreta striolata
Lineage: Eukaryota; Metazoa; Arthropoda; Insecta; Coleoptera; Chrysomelidae
Source: the annotation of a GenBank genome assembly
AUAACCUCACAAAUCACAAUGUGAUAACGAAUAAAAGUAAACAGAAUGUGUUACCAGUUUAAUAUUUGUAUCAAAAUUAUUGUUUAACAAGUAUUAUUGUUAUUCAUUAUUUAUAAUUAUUCGCUUUCAAUGGGUUUUAAAGAAACACCCCAGAUAUUUAUCACAGGCACAAGUAAUUCGGUCAUCGUCACCUCAAAGAAAUCGAGCACUACUCGAGAUAAUGAUAAAAACAUCGAUUUGCCCGACUUAUUCUCCAGAAUUACCCAAAUAGAUGACACGAAUAAUUCACUAUUAAAAAUAAGCGUGCUAGAAUUACCGCACUGCCAAUUAACAGAGUUACCUACAGCAUUAGAAAACUUGCAACUAAAACACUUAGAUAUUUCUUACAACAACUUCGAGAACGUUCCAACAUGCAUUUACAGCGGAUUAAAGCAAUUAGAACAUUUAAACCUAGGUCAUAACUUAAUUGAAAAGUUCGAUAUCCUACCCGGCUGUGUUUCUUGCAUCAAAACAAUCAAACUGAACCACAAUUUGUUUAAAAAUUUGCCUAAAUGGAUAGUGGCCUUUCGUUGUACAGAACUCACGGAAUUAAAUUUCAGCUACAACCAAUCGACUAAUUAUGAAUACACAAAAAAUAGUUAUAGCAUACAUAUCAUGAGGUUGAAGAAGCUCAAGUUAAGAAAUAGCCAACUUUUAGAUAUAGAUUACGAUUUUUUGAAAACCUUCAAGCAUUUACAGUAUCUAGAUCUAAGUAACAAAUACAGCAGUGAUAGGCUUAUAAAUAAAUUUCAUGAAAUUGAUGAUUUGUUUUUGAAAUUGCAAUGGAAGCGACUUGAAGUGUUAAAAUUGUGUAAUCUCACGCUGACUUUGUUUCCCGAAGGCAUCUCUUGGGUAGAAACUCUUAAGGAAUUGUAUAUAAAUCAAAAUUGUCUGUCCUGGAUACCUAAGGGUAUUGAAUUUAUGGUCAAUCUUCGAGUACUAGACGUUUCUGAUAACAAUCUAAUUGCAAUUCCAGAAGAAGUAGCCAAAUUAGAAUCACUAGAAGUAAUAUUGGCUAAUAAAAAUGGUAUAGAAAUCUGUCCUGAUUUCACUAAAAUGCCUUCAUUAAGAACACUGGAUUUAUACGACAACAUGCUCGAAGAAGUAUCAAUUUCAUGCGAAAAAUUGCAGUAUGCAGAUCUCGAGUACAAUUACAUAGCAACCAGUAAGCUUGAUAAUUACGAAUUCAAAAAAUUAAAAUAUAGAGAAAGUAAAUCCCUUUGUUACGACAGAGUCGAUACCACAAAAGAAAAAACUGAACAUUCUGAGUCCAGCUCCAGUAGUUCAGAAGAUAGUGAUUGUUCUUACAAUGUUGAAACGCGAGAUAUCAACGCAGAAGAUUGUGAAGAAAAUUGGGAAGAUUGGGACAAACCGUCGAAUUAUAGAGAAAGAAACCCUGAAAUUGAUAGCCAAGAUGAAUCAUGGACAGGAGAAGAUGAUAAGAAAUUAAGGAAAAAAGAAAUAUCACCAACGAAAAUUUAUGUACAAGACGAGGAUUGGAUGUUUGAAGAUGUAGAAGAAAUAAAUAAUGCAUAGCAUUCUAUUCUGGACAUAAUUUUAGAGUUUACAAUGCUUUCGUUAUU